AGAGAUUUAGAGUACACCUAUGUGAGGAUGGCUGGAAAAGAGCACAGGUCAAACUUAAUAAUUCCAUAAAUCCCCAGAGGUCGGCACAAGACCUCUCAGAAUUUUUUAGCGUCUUUGUGCAAGUGUGUGUGUGUGUGUGAUAAAUCUCAGCAGUGUGUGUGUGUGUGUGUGUGUGUGUGUGUGUGUGUGUGUGUGCACAGUCGGGUCUCAACAGUAGACCUGAGCUCUGUGUCACCAUGGUACAGUGAAAGAUUUAGCAUGUGGUCAGUGUAAUGGGGUACAGAGUGACCUGUGUGUGUGUGUGUGUGUAUGUGUGUGUGUGUUGGAUCUGUCCCAAUUCCUUUUCAACACAGUAUGUUCAUUCUUUAUGGGUCACCUACAUAGAGCAGGUCAGCGUUCUGUUCUGUUCUGUUCUGUUCUUCGCUGCAUGUCGCCGUUUCCUGUUUCUCACAGGAAGCUAACGGACCAUGGCGUGGAAAAAAAGGAAAAAUGAAUAAUAUCUGCUUUGACCUGUUCUUAUUUGGGAUUCCAGUAGAUCCAUCACGAGCGCUCGUCUUCGCAUUACAGUUCAGAAGCUUCUGAGAUAAACCUUUUCUUCUCAGCGUAAGUUGAAAAAGGCUUGGCUGAGCGACGCGGGGAUCUCGGCCCUCGUGGUUAUGGAUAUUAUGCAAAUAUUUCUCUCUCGUAAUGAGCGAGUGUGGCGUCGGCUCACCGCUUUUACAGCUGCACAGCAAGAUCCGGGGUGAAUAAUAACAGCAUUAUGCAUUUAGGCAAAAGUGAGACCGGGAGGAAAAAAGAGAGAAAGAAAGAAAGAAAGGAAAGGAAGAAAAUAAACAGAUAUGAAAAUUGAAUAAAGACACAAGAGAGAGUAUUUUUAAAGUUUUCAUUAAAAUAACGAGUUAAAAAGUAGUUAGAGGGAGAGAGAGAGAGAGAGAGAUUAAGGAAGGAAGGAAUAAAGACAGACAGAGAAUGAUAUAGACACAGUGUGCGUGUGUGUGUGUGUGUGUGAGAGAGAGAGAGAGAGAGAGAUGAGAGACAGACAAAGAAAGAGAGAGAGACAGACAGAUAGACAGAUGAGAGACAGACAAAGAGAGAGAGACAGACAAAGAGAGAGAGACAGAGAGAGAGAGAGCCUCUUCAUCUGUUUUUGAAGCUCUGGUAAUGGAGUAAGUGUGUGUGAUGAAAUGUCUGUGGGCAGUGAGUUCCUGAUCUUUGGAGCCAGCUCCUUCCCUGGGCGAGGUGGAAAUCUAAUUUGGUGUAGACUCUGUGAAGACUCUGUGAAGACUCUGUGAAGUGUGGAAGGCUGCAGCGAGACAUUUAAAAGCCAGUAACGGCGUUUCGGAGACAACGGAACAAGCAGGAUGCAGCCCAAACCUUGUAAUUCACUCCCUCGUCCCGGACGCCGUGGAAACGCCGGCGGCGGCGCUGGCCGACUCCAGAUUGGAGGCCUCUCGUGGGCUUGUUAUAGGAGAUCCACAGGAAAGUGAGUUAGAGUAGUUUUGGAGGCAGUGUGGACGCCGAGGUCUAGUUCUGAAGACCUCAAGCUUUCCAGUUUAAAUCAGAGAAAUCUGCCACGGAGCUACUGUAGCGUCCAGAACAUUGAGUUUUCGUAUGCCCAGGGACUCUGUUGAGGGUUCAGGCAGCGAGUUCACAGCAGGAGGCGGAGCAUCAGUCGGGGGCGUGGUGUAAGGAUCCUCUGCAGUCAGGUGACCGGCUGUACGUCAUGCCGUGGACGCCGUACCGGACCGACAUCCUGUACGAAUACGCGUCCUGGGACGACUUCACCCAGAGCCGAGCCACCACCACCUACAAGCUGCCCAAUCGAGUGGACGGUACGGGCUUCGUGGUAUAUGAUGGCGCCGUCUUCUACAACAAGGAGCGAACGCGGAACAUCGUCAAGUACGACCUGCGAACACGCAUCAAGAGCGGCGAGGCCAUCAUCACCAACGCCAACUACCACGACACCUCCCCCUAUCGCUGGGGCGGGAAGUCUGACAUCGACCUGGCCGUGGACGAGAACGGACUGUGGGUCAUCUACGCCACCGAGAGCAACAACGGCCGUCUGGUGGUCAGUCAGGUGAACCCGUACACGCUCCGUUUCGAGGGCACGUGGGAGACGAGUUUCGACAAGCGCCUGGCGUCCAACGCCUUCAUGGCGUGCGGCGUACUGUACGCUGUGCGCUCCGUCUACCAGGACGACGACAGCGAGGCCGGCGGUGAUCUGGUUCUGUACGCCUACAACACCAACCGCAACCAGGAGGAGCCCGUGCACAUCAUCUUCCCCAACCCCUACCAGUACAUCUCCUCCAUCGACUACAACCCCCGUGACAACCAGCUCUACGUCUGGAACAACUACAACGUCCUGCGCUAUCCGCUGGAGUUCGGACCUCCCGACCCCACCACAGGCCCAUUGGUCACCACUCAGACAUCCAGCACCACAGCGUCCCGUUCCUUCUCGUCCACCUCCAGCCCGUCCACUAUGCGUCCACUUCCUGCCACUUUUCACCCCAUCGGCGCCAUAAACAAAGCCCCGGAACUGCGUCCCAUCACCGCUACGGUCCCCGUAACCCGCCGGCCACCACGCCCACGUCCACGCCCACCCCAGGAGCCCGAGCUACAGGAGGGAUGUGACCCGAGCAUAGCGCGAGGCAUCCAGUGGCCCAGUGCACAAAGGGGCGAGACGGUGGAGCGGCCCUGCCCUAAAGGAUCUCUGGGCAUUGCAUCUUUCCAGUGUCUGUCCUCUCCAGUCCAGUGGAACCCACGGGGUCCUGACCUCAGUAACUGCACCUCACCCUGGGUCAACCAGGUGGCCCAAAAGAUUAAGAGUGGUGAGAAUGCAGCGAACAUUGCCAGUGAGUUAGUGAACCACACACGCAGUCGGAUCCACGCCGGAGACGUCAGCUCAUCUGUUCGUCUCAUCGAGCAGCUGCUGGACAUCCUGGACGCUCAGCUGCAACCUCUGAGACCCGGGAACAAAGAGUCGGCCACCCGGAACUACAACAAGCUACAGAAGAGGGAGAGGACCUGCCGAGCGUACAUUCAGGCCGUGGUUCAGACAGUGGAUAAUCUGCUGCGUGUGGAAGCUCUGGACGCCUGGAGGGACAUGAACAGCAGCGAGCAGGCUCACACUGCCACCAUGCUGCUGGACGUGAUGGAGAAAGGCGCCUUCCUGCUCGCUAACAACAUGUACGACACACGCUUCAGUGACCACGCCCCCAACAUCGAUUUGGAGGUUCAUAUACUGAACACUGACAUGGAUCCUCAGGAUCUGGCCUUCCCUCAGAGGAGCUCCAGUGACAGCAGCAUCCUCCUGCCCGCCUCCACUGUCAAACAGUACAGCCGCAACGGUCAGGUGAAGGUUGUGUUUUUGCUCUAUAAGAACCUGGGAUUGUUUCUCUCCACUGAGAACGCCACGGUGAAGAUGGAGGUGGAGCCAGGGCCCGGGCCAGGACCUGGGGGGCGGAGCUUAGCCGUCAACUCGCAUGUCAUCGCCGCGUCCAUCAACAAAGAGUCAAGCAGAGUGUUUCUAACUGUGCCGGUGGUGUACACCUUAAAACACCUGCAGCUGGAGAACCAUUUCAGCCCAAACUGUUCGUUCUGGAAUUACUCGGAGCGCUCGAUGACGGGUCAGUGGUCGUCUCAGGGCUGCAAGCUGCUGGACACCAACAGCACACACACCACCUGCUCCUGCUCACAUCUCACCAACUUUGCUGUGCUCAUGGUGCAGCACGAGCCUAGUUAUCAGGAUCAGAUGCAUGAGGUUCUGCUGGUUGUGAUCACGUGGGUGGGGAUCGUCAUCUCUCUGGUAUGUCUGGCCAUCUGCAUCUCCACCUUCUGUUUCCUGAGAGGCCUGCAGACUGACCGCAACACCAUCCACAAGAACCUGUGCAUCAACCUCUUCAUCGCCGAGCUCCUCUUCCUCAUCGGCAUCAACAAGACGCAGUACCAGAUUGCAUGUCCGAUCUUCGCCGGCUUGCUGCACUUCUUCUUCCUGGCUGCGUUCUCGUGGAUGUGCCUGGAAGGUGUGCAGCUCUACCUGAUGCUGGUGGAGGUGUUCGAGAGCGAGUAUUCCCGAAAGAAGUACUACUACCUGUGCGGCUACUGCUUCCCGGCGCUGGUGGUCGGCAUCUCAGCGGCCAUCGACUACCGCAGCUACGGGACCAAGAAAGCGUGCUGGUUGCGGGUUGAUAACUACUUCGUGUGGAGCUUCAUCGGCCCCGUGUCCUUCAUCAUCAUGCUGAACCUGGUGUUCCUGAUGGUCACGCUGCACAAGAUGGUCCGCAACUCGUCCGCCCUCAAACCCGACUCCAGCCGUCUGGACAACAUCAAGUCCUGGGCUCUCGGGGCAGUCACUCUGCUCUUUCUCCUCGGCCUCACCUGGGCUUUCGGUCUUCUCUUCAUCAACGAGAAGACGGUCAUCAUGGCGUACCUGUUCACCACCUUCAACGCCUUCCAGGGCAUGUUCAUCUUCAUCUUCCACUGUGCGCUGCAGAAAAAGGUCCAUAAGGAGUACAGUAAGUGUUUGCGUCACUCGUACUGCUGCGGACGCUCGUCUAACACCAGCUCACACGGCUCACUGAAAAACUCCACACUGCGCACCAACAACCGCUAUUACACCAGCAGCCAGGCCCGACACGCUGCAGCACACAGACAGAGCCGAAUCCGUCGCAUGUGGAACGACACGGUGAGGAAACAGACUGAGUCAUCUUUCAUGGCAGGAGACAUCAACAGCACUCCUACCCUCAACCGCGCCCCCAUGGGGAAUCACCUGUUGGCGAACCCGGUGUUGCAGACGCGUACAGGUUCUUCACCGUAUAACACUCUGCUGACUGAGAGCUUCACACCUCCAUCACCUGGAGUCUUUAACUCCACUGGAACCUUCCGUGAUCCAAAAAGCACUCUAGCAAGGAAUCGGGACCACGGGGGAAUGGAGACUCUGCCACUAAACGGCAACUUCAACAACAGCUAUUCGCUGCGUGCCGGGGUCACCGGCCCUGGUGGACAAGGCGGCAGCUGUGACUUCCUCGGAGGCGGGUCCGACGAGAGUCCGCCUCCUUUGCUGAACCCGCGUGGCGCAGAGACACUGGGAGGGAUUCGGCGCAACCUUUCUGAUGCAGCCGCAUUUGAGAAGAUGAUCAUUUCCGAGCUGGUGCACAACAACCUGCGGCAAGGAGGUGGAGAAAGAAUGGGCGGUACCCUGGUGCGAGGACGUACGACCGGUGUCGGGGUUGGGGCAGGGGCAGGCGCGAGUGCUGGGGCCGGAGUCGAUCGGGUGACUGCUGUGGAACAGGAAGUGGAGGACGAGGGCCAGCGGCACAGGACGCCACAAGAUGUGGAGCUGUUAUACAAGGCUCUGGAGGAGCCGUUGCUCCUGCAGCGCGCCCAGUCGGUUCUCUACCAGAGCGACGCAGAGGAGAGCGAGAGCUACAUGAACGACUCGAAUGAGAGCCACGGGCACAGUGCAGCAGCCACGGGUGCUGGCACAGGUCCGGACUCACCCGCACGGGACUCACUGUACACCAGCAUCACCAACCUGCGAGACUCACCGUACCCAGACAGCAGCCCUGACGAGCUCUACUACAGCUCGGGCAGACCAGCGCUGGGCAGCGCCAUGCACACCUUCUACCCGACACCCCAGACGAGGCCUGGAGCCGACACCCAAACCCAUGCCCACACCCACAAUCCUCCCGAACCCCCGCACGCUGAGGGGGAUGGACAGAUGCAGCUGGUCACCAGCCUGUGACUGUGACUAAACCCCCCAGUCUCUCACUCCCAUUCCGUUUCUGUUCCUUUCUCUCGGUUAGCCAGUUUGGAAGUGUAAACAGAGAGAAGUCUCAGCUCGGGUCUCAGUGGCAGCAGGUUCUAUAAGGCAGCUCUGGAGCAAACUUAGCCCAUACACUCCCUUGGUUGAUUCCCAAGUCCAAAGCUCCCUCAGCAACUGAGGAUAUUUUCAACCGUUCCCCAUGGAUUUUGUUGGUGAUACCUCUUUUUUUUCCAAAAACACUUAUCACUUGGUUUCUUUUCUGAUUUUUCUCCCUUUUUUUCUCCCUUUUCUCACGUAUUGAGAGCUGGUAUGUCUGGAUAAGGAGGGUUCACCAUUGUGCAUCAGUGUGCAAAGAACGCUCUCUGUCUCACUCUGAAAGCUCUUCAGUGUUGCCAAAAAUAAUUUUUUUGAGCCAGAACACAAACUGGAACACAGAAACACACAAACACAAGUGCACAAACAUAAGUGCUUGUUACUGAACGUCAGACCGUGAAGAACUGCACUCAUGAAGGCAGCAGCAGGAAGAAGCUGCCCCUGUGGAGUUGCCUUUAUUCCCUUCCUCUCUCUCUCUCUCUCUCUCUCUCUCUCUCUUUCUCACUCUCUCUCCAGAUGGACUCUGAUGUACAGGACUCUGAACGAGACUUGACACAGCUGCACCUGGCCACAGGACUUGUAUUUGAUGCUCUAUUUAAAAGGAGUUUUUUUCUGAAACUGGCCCCGUGGAUCACGGACAUCGGGCGCCUCCUCUGUGUUACUGGGGGCUUGAAGAACUUUUUGUUUUUUUUUCUUCAAGGUUUCCCUGGGUGUUCUCUGAGCCUAUUAAAAAUGCCUGUACAUAAGAACCUUGAAAAUCAAUAACACAAAACCUAGCGCCAAUCCUAUCCUGUAAAUAAAGAGCAGAUGAACAAAAGCAACAAAAACAAAAAAAUAAUAUGAACUACUACAAGAGCGAUUUCUUGUAUUGAGAGAAAAAAAAUAAGAAACAGAAAAAAAAGAGUGACACAAAUUGAAAUAAAGACAUUUGGGAGUUUAAAUGACACCAGUUAGUCCAUCUCUCCCUCCUUGCUUCGUUCACUCUCUCAGGCUCUCAUUCAUCCCUGCCCCAUUGAAUUGUGGGAAAACUAUGUUGACAAAGAGACAGAGAGAGAGAGAGAGAGAGAGACAGGAAGAAAGAAAGAGAGGGAAAGUUUGAGAAAACAAGAAAAACUAGCCCUGGCACAAUUUUUAAUGUAUUAUAACCCAUUGUUAACGUUUGACAGGUUUCUUGACUCGUGCCUCGGGAACGGGAUAAAGGGAUGCGGGGGCAGGGUGAUGUGGGGGCGGGGUAAUACAGUGGUUUUUAUCGACAGCAGCCAUAAUGUAGUGUCUGGUUGUGUCUUGUUAGACUGAUGUAAUAGAUAUCAGAUAACUAGAUUACCGAUACCUAGAACAAAGAAUAAACUAAUCUCGGAGACGCAAAAAGACGGGACGCAGAUCAAUCACCAAUCAUCAUUCACGAGCGAAGCUGUAGUUCACUGUUUUCACGACAAUCUGCCGUUGUAAUUGUUCGACGGUGGAUUGUGUGUGUGUGAGUGUGUGUUUGAGUGCGUACAUUCGGGUGCCUGAAAUGCUGAAGUGCUUGUACUUAAGAAGCUAUUUUUUGCCAGGUUAGUUAGGCCCGUGUUAAAAGAGGAAGAAGAGUAAAAAAAAAAAAAAAAAAAAAAGAGAAAAACUAAAAUGUAUAUCUAUAAAAGAACGCUAUAUUAGCUCCCGUCUCGGAGCCUUCGCUAGGUGUCAGGAAUACUGUUAUUUUGGAGCUCAGUGCCAUGGAAACUGGGACCAUCAAGCGUCACGCCUGAGAAAGCAGGCAUUAGCAUUUGAUUAGGACGGCAGGCGCUGCUGACUAACGAGACACGUGCUCCGUGUGCUAGAAUCACCGUGUGUUAAUGUGUUCUGCAGCCUCACGCCGAGGUUCUCAUGUGUCUUCAGAAACGUAUCCUUCUUCUGAGGGGCCUUUUCCACUGCAACUACUAGAACUUUUGGCACUAGGAAACCAGAACUGUGCUUUUUUUCUUUCUUUCUUUCUUUUCUUUCAUUGACAGAGGUCCUGUAUAUUCAAAGGGUACAGCUGCAAUGGUACUAAUGGUACUAAUGGUACUUGGGGGCGGGGCUAGCAGCACGGUUCAUUGUUCAAGUGUGUUGAUUACCUAAUUACGAUGUUAUUUUAGGAGGUUUUUUUUUCCCCCAGAUCUUUUCGUCAAACAAACUGGUUGGAAUAAAAAUCAUUUUAAUUUCA
This is a messenger RNA of Hemibagrus wyckioides, 8039 nucleotides long. It is a transcript of the gene adgrl1a, whose product is annotated as adhesion G protein-coupled receptor L1a. Gene Ontology annotation, cellular component: axon; postsynaptic density; presynaptic membrane. The record is from RefSeq and is a predicted model, not a curated record. Gene Ontology annotation, molecular function: carbohydrate binding; latrotoxin receptor activity; G protein-coupled receptor activity. Gene Ontology annotation, biological process: cell surface receptor signaling pathway; adenylate cyclase-activating G protein-coupled receptor signaling pathway; heterophilic cell-cell adhesion. The transcript has 22 exons. The coding region runs from base 1724 to 5743 and encodes 1339 amino acids. Lineage: Eukaryota; Metazoa; Chordata; Actinopteri; Siluriformes; Bagridae.